AUGGAUUCUCGUAGUUGGAUGUACAAUAGAUCUUAUGAUGAUCCAUUAGGGAUAAGGGAUGAAUUUAUAGCCGGUGUCUAUGCUUUUGUUGAAUACGCAAAGUCACUUAAGGAUUUUACAGUUCAUGGUGUGGUUAGGUGUCCUUGUGUUAAAUGUGAAUGUAUGAAUUACGAGACCCCAGAGAUUGUUACGCUUCAUCUGUACGAAACAGGCUUUAAAAGUAAUUAUACAACAUGGACUAGUCAUAGGGAAACACACAACAAUUUUGGUAGAUCUCAGAACUUUGAAGUCGGUGAAAGUAAUAGGGGGGUAGAACGUAAUGUCCAAAAUUCUAGAAUGCACGACAUGGUUCAGGAUGCAUAUGACAUGCAUUCGGAUUUUGAAUUCGGUGGCCAUGUUGAAGAACCUCCCAAUGAAGAGGCCAAAUGUUUUUAUGCAAAGUUAAAUCAAGCUAGCCUGCCCUUAAAUGAUGAGAGUCCCCACUCUCAAUUGUCUGUCGUCGUUAGAUUAUUGAAUAGCAAAGCAGAUAACAAUAUUUCUGAAGGGGCAAUGGAUUCUUUCAUUGACCUCAUGUAUGAAUUAGUUGACCCCAUUCUAGAGAUACCCGAUAAUUACUAUAAGGCAAAGAUAUUGGUGUCUAAGUUGGGACACUCGUCGGUCAGAAUUGAUUGUUGUGAAAAUGGCUGCAUGUUAUACUAUAAGGACGAUGUCGGUCUAGAAUCUUGUAAGUUAUGUGGUAGUAAUAGGUUUAAGAAGACUCGCAGUGGGAAGGGAAUUGUUGUUAAGGCGAUGCAUUAUUUACCACUUAUACUAAGGUUAAAGAGGUUGUAUGCAUCUAAUAGUUCCGCCCCUCAUAUGGGAUGGCACAGUGAAAAUAGAAGGCCACCAGGUGUUAUGUGUUAUCCAUCUGAUGGUGAGGCUUGGCAGAAUUUUGAUAGAACCUAUCUAGACUUUGCAGUUGAACCACGUAACGUCAGGUUGGGUUUAUGUUCAGACGGAUUCACUCCGCAUUCUAUUUCUGCUGCUUCGUAUUCUUGCUGGCCCGUAUUCAUAACCCCGUAUAAUCUUCCCCUUGAGAUGCGUAUGACUAGUCCAUAUAUAUUCCUUAACUGCAUUAUUCCUGGCCCUCGUAAUCCAAAAGUUUUGAUUGAUGUGUACUUGCAACCACUGGUUGAUGAACUGAAACAAUUGUGGGCUGUAGGGGUUGAGACAUAUGACAUUUUGCGCAAGCAGAAUUUUAAUUUAAGGGCUGCUUUAAUGUGGACUAUUAAUGAUUUUCCUGCAUACAGGAUGUUGUUCGGGUGGAUGACAGCCGGAAAGUUAGCAUGUCCUCACUGCAUGGAGAAUACUAAGUCCUUCACUUUAAAAAAUGGUUAA
Messenger RNA from Lycium barbarum (goji berry), 1377 nucleotides. RefSeq lists its product as uncharacterized. Bases 1 to 1377 code for a protein of 458 amino acids. The record is from RefSeq and is a predicted model, not a curated record. NCBI's taxonomy places the organism in Eukaryota, Viridiplantae, Streptophyta, Magnoliopsida, Solanales, Solanaceae. The transcript has a single exon.